Molecule: messenger RNA, 1788 nt
Organism: Exaiptasia diaphana
Lineage: Eukaryota; Metazoa; Cnidaria; Anthozoa; Actiniaria; Aiptasiidae
Product: histamine H2 receptor-like
Exons: 1
Coding region: 152-1114 (320 amino acids)
Biological process (GO): G protein-coupled receptor signaling pathway
Cellular component (GO): membrane
Molecular function (GO): G protein-coupled receptor activity
Source: RefSeq, a predicted model, not a curated record
AGUUUUGUCAAUUUGCUUGAGACAUGUGAGAGCAAUCAGCACAGUUCUUAUACCGAUAGACGAGAUCUUAACAGAAUCAUUACCGCUUCUUUGGCUUGUGUACAUUCAGCCGCUACACAGUAAAGACAGAUCCCAGCGCCAGAACGACAACAUGGAAGACACCAAUGAAACAACCAAGUACGAUGACGGCCUGCGUCAUGGUGGAUUUCAAGCCAUUACAGACGUACCUCUUCUAAUCAUUGGCCUACUGUCCUUGUUGACAAAUGUAUUUGUUAUAAGAGUGAUUCUGAGCAAGCGUUCCCUUCAAACUUCCAGCAACAUGAUUCUUGUGAGUCUUGCAGUGUCAGAUUUGUUGACUGGACUAGUAACAGUGCCACUAAUAGUAACUUGCCAAGUAACGUUAAAUCUUGGCGUAUGUAUCACCAGUGCCAUCUUCAUCAAAUUUAUUUCAAUUUCCACAAUCGUUCAUAUCUCCAUGAUCACCAUCGAUUGGCACAUGUUUAUCGUCCAAGCACUUCGCUAUUAUGAAAUCGUAAGAAAGCGAUACGUUAUAAUCGUGCUAGUUGUGUCAUGGCUGGUCAUUUCUUUCCUUGCACUUGUUCGCCUGUCCUGGGCACUCGAUGUCAACGUCACCGAGGAUUACGAGGUCAAAAGUGAAGAAAAUCUCUUCAACUACUUUUGCCUGGGUCUAUUUUGUGUUCUUUUCAUUGUUAACAUCGUCCUAGACAGUCAUAUGCUUUUUAUCUUAAACAAACAAGUCAGCAAGAUCAUAAAAAACAAUCUCACCCGUGAAUGCCUCGCGCAUGAGAACCGUAUGCGUAGUAACAAACGGCGUGCUGUUGUGAUGUGCGUCUUGAUGCUUGCCAUUAAUGCUAUUCUAUGGCUGCCCUAUUUCUCGUUAGAUCUGUUACAAGCAGCUGAGCAUCUCUCAGUCGUAGCUGAAUACGUGAUCAUGAACAUACGAGUCCUGAGUUCUUUGCUUAAUCCCAUCAUUUAUAGCAUCGGCCAGAGGACUUUAAGACAAGCCAUCCGGGAUAAACUUCGUUUCAUUCUUCCAUGUAAACAAACCAAUGAAUUCAAGACUGAGGAAACCCCUUUAAACCAAUUGACUUAAACUCUUUAUUUUCAGAUUAAAAUUUAGAUCGUUAUGUUCGAGGGACUUGAAUUCCGGCUUAAAAGUUGCUCAUUAGAAUUUGUUCUUCUGUCAGAUUGAAAAAACAAAUUAUUGAAAGCUAACUUUUGAUUAACAUUAUAUGACUACACGCUGUUUCAUUUCUCCAGACAGAGCAUCAUCAUACAAAAUGAUAAGCAGAGAAAGCCCUGCAUACAGCGAGUCUGGUUAGAUUAUUUCUUUGACGCGAAGAACUGCCUUGAUAGUGAGCCAUAAAGGGCCUGUUCACUAGGCCAAGAAAUUUAAAAGUAGAGCAGAUUUAUUGGAUUUUUUUUUUCCAUUAGUCUUUAAGGACUUUCAUCAAGGACCACAUGUUUAUUCAUUUGACAAUCUGUAUCUAUUCAGCUGUAAACAACGAACCAAAAUGGACAGUGUGCCGUUCAUGUUUGCACAUUCUACAAAGACAGAUUACGUCAAUCGAUCAAUAGUAUUCAAUAGGGUAAAAAGCACUUUAUGGCUAUCCAAGAUAUUGUAUUCCUCACUUAUAGGAUAAAUGGUGAUAUUUGUUUGUGAAUUGUCCAAUCAGGGUUCAGAAUGUAUAUAUUGUAUGUAGUUUGUGUUGCGGAUGUUGUAAUAAGUGAUACUAUACACUGAACAUAAAGUCGGGUUUCAUUAAU